GGCGGAGGACACGUGCACGUAUCUCUGCGCGUUCGCGAGCGCUGUCCUGACCAACUUCCAGAGCAGCGGCGCAAAAGUUCCGCGAGGAGAAUCCAGACUUCUUCAAAGUCAGCAAGCUCGGCGAAACUCGCGGCUGCCGCGCGCUGAAGCCAGACCAUCAGCAUGGACGACCUGGACGCAUUGCUGGCCGACCUGGAAUCCACCACGUCCCACAUCUCAAAGCGCCCCGUGUUCCUGCCCGAUGAGACGCCGUACUCCAUUCCUACCGGGGGGCACUCGUACCAGGACGGGUCGGUUCCGCCCCCCGUCCCUCCCCCGCCGUCAGCCGAGGCUCUGAACGGGUCCCUGACGGAGAAGUCCGACUCCCACCACUCCUCUCAGCAGUCGUUAGGGUCGGCCCAGAAGAGUUCGUGGUCGAGGGACAGUAGCAGUUCUCCAUUGUCCCACGUUGAAGAGGACCACGUCUAUAGCUUUCCAAACAAACAGAAGUCGUCAGACUCGUCAACGGCAGCCAUGACCUCCGCCCUCGGCAGCAACCUCUCGGAGCUCGACAGGCUUCUCCUGGAGCUGAAUGCCGUGCAGCAGAGCUCCCCUUCGUUUGCCACCACAGAGGAGGCCGCGCCCCCUUUACCGUCGUGCAGCAUCACCCACUACGAGGACGGCGGCGCCGCCGACGCCUCGGCGAGUCCUCCCGCUCAGGAGAAGCCCAAGAGGAACGGAACGAGGCCGGACGACUCCCGGCCCACUGUGGAGAGCCUCCUGGAUGAGCUGGAGGGCUCGGUGCCGUCGCCAAGCCCUUCUGCUCGCCACAGUGAUUUGGACACGCCUACUCAGCAGCAAGCCAGGAUUUCAGCGUCCUGUGCCACGAGGGAGCUGGAUGAGCUGAUGGCCUCUUUGUCUGACUUCAAGAUUAUGGCCCAGGGGAAGGGCGCCCCCCCCACGCAGGUUAACAAGCUGGACAACAUGCUGGGCAGCCUGCAGUCGGACCUCAACAAGCUGGGCGUGCAGACGGUCGCUAAGGGGGUCUGUGGCGCCUGCUGCAAGCCCAUAGUGGGACAGGUGGUGACCGCCAUGGGCCGCACGUGGCACCCGGAGCACUUUGUGUGCACGCACUGUCAGGAGGAAAUCGGCUCCAGGAACUUCUUUGAGCGUGAGGGGCAGCCGUACUGUGAAAAGGACUACCACAACCUGUUCUCCCCGCGCUGCUACUACUGCAACGGACCCAUUCUGGAUAAAGUUGUGACGGCUCUGGACCGGACGUGGCAUCCUGAACACUUCUUCUGCGCCCAGUGUGGCUCCUUCUUUGGCCCAGAGGGUUUUCAUGAAAAGGACGGAAAAGCAUACUGCAGGAAAGAUUACUUUGACAUGUUUGCGCCCAAGUGUGGCGGCUGCGCCAGAGCCAUUUUGGAAAAUUACAUCUCGGCACUAAACUCCCUUUGGCAUCCUGAGUGCUUCGUUUGCAGGGAGUGCUUCACGCCGUUCGUCAACGGCAGCUUCUUUGAGCACGAAGGCCAGCCCUACUGUGAAGUGCACUACCACGAGCGCCGCGGCUCCCUCUGCUCCGGCUGUCAGAAGCCCAUCACGGGCCGCUGCAUCACGGCCAUGUCCAGGAAAUUCCACCCGGAGCACUUCGUCUGCGCUUUCUGCCUAAAACAACUCAACAAGGGCACCUUCAAAGAGCAAAACGACAAACCCUACUGCCAUAGCUGCUUCAUCAAGCUGUUCAGUUAGGGAGGUCUAGAGCCUGACAGUAACGGACAUGGGUCUGAGCUUAGAGAGGCGUUUAAAGCAUCUUUAGCACUGGGAAGGUGAGAAUGGAUGAUGACUGUAUCUAAGAAAGUUGUGUUUUCUGGUGAUGUUGGACGUGUUUGUGAGUUAUGUGCAUAUUGUUGAGGCAGCAACUCCGACUGACUAAAAUACUUUUAAUGUGUCGUUUAGAGUUCGAUUUAUGACCGAGAACAAUUUACUUUGGAAGCUUCUUUGGGUUUUGAGUUGGUGUGUAGACCUCAGUGUAAUGGAGACUUGCUCGGCAUUGAUUUUCACCAGAACAUGACAACACGUGCUACGUUUCUUUCUCCAAACUCAACACAGCCAUUCUGUUUGGACGUGUUUUACACUUUCUACAGGCAAAAGCUGUUCAUUUUUUUCUAAUUCGUACAUUUAAUAGAAAGUGGUGAAACCUCAAACGUUGUAGAAGUGUGACCUUGCUCACUGGUUGAGUGUGUCUGACCUGUUGAUUUUAGCGUUACAACGAUAAAGGUAUGACGUUUUAGGUAUUUUAUUUUGGGAUAAAGCUGAACUCAGCAGCAAUAACCUCAGUUGAUGGGAAAACAUGCCGAGUUGGCGUUCAGUGUAGUUUUGUAUGCGUGAAACUGUUUGUAGUGUCAUUAGCGUCACUCCAGAACGCUACACAGCUGUUUUACAUUUUGAAUUCAUCAACAUUUACAAAUCAGACGUAUGUGUGUUUUUAGCCAAAGUUAAACUGUGCAUGGUGAGUAUUUUACAGUUAUUGUCAGCAAAAGGUUACGGUGUAUCUAGCCGUCCACCAGCGGCUGCAGUCUUCCCACUGUCCAAUCAUUCCUUGUUUUAGAGAAAAAACAAAACGAUGUGAAAACGAUUUCUUUAUCUUCGGUCCCACAGUAAAGUAGAACCUCACGGGGAAAAUGAGAGAUCUCUGACAGUACAUCCUGAAAAACGCCUUUGUAAAUAUCCAGUGCAGCUACAUUGCAGUCAAAGUGCUUUCUUAGCAUGUACUUGUGUUAAAUAACCACUCAUUCUAAUAGGGAGAGCGCUGGUGGGAAGACACAGUUUUUUUUGCUGACAUUACUGUGUCCAUAAGCUGAUGAACAAGUCAUUUUCUGUGAUAUUCCAAUAACUAUGCAACUGGGAUUAACGACUUUGUAUUCCUGCAUCAGUGCGUCUUAUUUUUAAUUAACCGCUUGUUUGUGCCACUCUAUCAGUACCGUGUCUGUUAACACUGGCAAAGGCAGCAGAAUACUGGUAACAAUAGUCCACACUUAGGUUUUUCUUUAGUGAACGUUGAGACUGUUGAAUGGAAGCCUGGUGGGCCGCUAGUCCUGCAAUGGCAGUUCUGAGGUCACUCGCGUCCCCUCAGCAUCUUGAGUCUACUGUAUGACCACCAGGCUGGGUCUGCACAAGGUUGCAGAUGCAGGAGAUACGGUUGCAUCUAUCUUUUGGUGUUGUUCAGGGAAGUGUAGAGCCUGAAGUUUGUUUUGACUCUAUUUAAGAGAUCAUGUAACAGGGGUAUUUUCCAGUCAAAUCAGUAGAGUGUUAUUUAACCAAAGCCAUACCUUCUUUGAGUUGUUUUAGUUUCUGUUCGCUCUUUUUUUCUCUUACUUCAAAUGUCAGUUGUUCUGAAUAGGGAGAUCCGUCAUCUCCGAUCUGAUUAUGCAAAUAAAUUCAGUUUUCACAGUA
Messenger RNA from Betta splendens (Siamese fighting fish), 3435 nucleotides. RefSeq names its product paxillin-like. The transcript is spliced from 11 exons. The record is from RefSeq and is a predicted model, not a curated record. The coding region runs from base 163 to 1731 and encodes 522 amino acids. Gene Ontology annotation, biological process: substrate adhesion-dependent cell spreading; transforming growth factor beta receptor signaling pathway; endothelial cell migration. Lineage: Eukaryota; Metazoa; Chordata; Actinopteri; Anabantiformes; Osphronemidae.